Molecule: messenger RNA, 2032 nt
Organism: Brassicogethes aeneus
Lineage: Eukaryota; Metazoa; Arthropoda; Insecta; Coleoptera; Nitidulidae
Source: the annotation of a GenBank genome assembly
UUUAGAUUAUAAAGUAGUCCGCACACGAAAUGUCAACGAUGUCAAGUUCUAGCAGCGAUUCUGAGGAAAAUUCCACUGAAUGUGAAGACUUUUAUGUCGAUAAAGAUUAUGAAGAAUGUGUAGAAUUAUCAAAAGAGUGGGGGGUACAUCUUGCAGACGAAUGUCUGUGGGCCAGCGAUAAAAAACCCUUUACAGUAUACAGAGAUAAGAAAAAAAUUGAGCUGGAUGAAUAUGAAGAACAGGGGUUUUUGAGUGAUCGUCUUUUAGCUUGUUGUACCACAUAUUUCGAUAAAUCUCCUGAAGUUCAACAUUAUGCCUUGUGUAAAUGUGACUUAUCCCAUCUUAAGAUUUUAACUGAUAUAACCAUCUUGAAAUAUCACCAUUAUAUCCAAUAUUUAGAUUUAUCAAAAAAUAAAAUUGAAGAGUUGGGAGCACUGGGCAAUUUACCGUUCUUAAUGUAUUUAAACGCUUCUCACAACAAUAUCAUUAAUCUCCUGGACUUUAAAGCCCCACUUAAUUUAACCUACGCUGACUUUUCACAUAACCUCAUUGAAGUAAUUGAAGAUCUAUCGGAAUUUUGGAGCCUUAAAACUCUGAAUGUAUCCUACAACAAAAUCCGUCAAAUAAAUGGACUUCUGGACUUAAAAUAUUUAAGGGUCCUCGACUUAUCUCAUAACUAUAUAACCGAGCUAAACAACGUCGAAAAUUUACGUCUGCGGGAGUUAUAUUUGAGUGAAAAUUGCAUACAGACCUGUCAGAAUAUUGUGUGUACUCUACAAUUUAUAAGGAUCAUAGAUUUGUCGAGAAAUAAUAUAAGAACAUUGGAGUUUUUGAAGGGGGUUGAAAAUUUGGAGGAGUUGUAUAUUUCAGGAAAUUAUAUCGAGUAUAUAUUGGAGUUGUCGAAUUUUGAGGCGUUAAAGUUCGUAACCAAAGUAAAUAUGAAAGGUAACCCCAUAGUGCUAAAUAAGCACUAUUUCAGUCUAUGCAUAAAAUUCAUACCUAAUCUUUAUGUUCUUAAUGAUGAAUACCUGACAAGCUCAUUAAAAGAAUAUGCCUUGUCAUCUGACAAUAGAAUUUUAAAUGUGGGAGUGAAAAGAGCAAAUUUAGCUCUGAUAAAUGGGCUAAAUCAACAUAACACAACGACAGCGGUGUUACCUUUGGGGGAAACAAGACCCAUACUAAUUUUGGUGGGUUUACCUGGAUCAGGGGUUAAAAAUUUCGCCAGUAGAAUUUGCGAGAAGUACAGCAAAGAAAAAGAUAUACAUAUUAGGUAUGAUCCUGAAGCAAUAGUGGAAAAAAAAUUGAAGGAAUUAAAAAAAACGGAAAGCGAAAUAAGGGGUAUUAUUAUAAAUAUAAUAGAAGACUCUUUGGAUAGUGCUUCGCGCCCAAAACGCGCCAAAAAAAAGAAAUCUAAAUUGAAUCAAGGAUCUUCAAGGGAUGAUUCUAAACAUUCAUCCUGGGAACCCACGAAGUCUGAGGAUUGUUCAAAAUUUGACAGCCUGUGUGAAUCAACCUGCAAAAUACGGACUAGUAUACCAGAAAAGCAAUCUUUAGUACCUUCCAGUGCAAGCGAAGCUGUCAUUGAUGGAAAUGUUGUUCUGAGCUCUUUAAGCAUUGAGCAAGAAAUGGAUGAAGAGUGCCUACAAAAACUGGAAAGUAAGGUUAGCGAUUUUUUCCAUAGAAUUUUGCUGGAGAGAGAUGAACUUCUCGCCAUACACUGUGCCAACAUAGGUCUCUUCCACGAUCUGUUUUUUACAGACGAUCUUGAUUCUUCUUUGGAGAAAAUGAGGAAAUUCGUUAAGCAAAUUGUAACGCAACAAAGCAACAAGGAACCUGUUGAUAUUUUCAAGGACGAUAAAUCUCAUGAAAACAUCAUAAAAGCCAAAUUGAAGGCCUUCAGAAGUGAUUUAGAUAUACCAGCAAAAGAUAUGAAGAGAACCAUCCUGUCUACUACGGGUCAUUCCAAAUACUGCCUACAAAAGCACAACUUGGGAAAAUAGUUGAAUGUUAUAUUUUUAGUGGCGAUGACGUA